AUGUCCCAAUUCCUCACUUACCUCCCCCAGUCCGAGGGUGUCUUGCCCAAAUGGCUGGUCUUUGUCUCCGUGGUCUCCGCCCUGAACAGUCUCCAGGCCUACAUCUCCCCGGCCUACACCUCUCAGCUCUACAGUAACGGCCAUGUCCCUGCUAGCCCGCUGUCUGGCCGUGUCUUUGGAACUUGGACUUUCCUUUCCGCUGUUAUUCGCAUGACUGCCGCGUACAACAUCAGCAACCCUGUCGCGUACGAUCUCGCCUUGUGGACUUACGGAAUUGCCCUAACACAUUUUGUUGGUGAACUUGUCUUUGGAAAUGCUACCCUCAAGGGUCGUUUCAUCAGUCCUUUGAUUGUGGCAUCGUCGUCGCUUGCUUGGAUGUUGACGCAGCGCGAGGCGUACCUUGCUUAA
Molecule: messenger RNA, 408 nt
Organism: Penicillium antarcticum
Lineage: Eukaryota; Fungi; Ascomycota; Eurotiomycetes; Eurotiales; Aspergillaceae
Product: Erg28 family protein
Exons: 2
Coding region: 1-408 (135 amino acids)
Cellular component (GO): membrane; endoplasmic reticulum
Molecular function (GO): protein-macromolecule adaptor activity
Source: RefSeq, a predicted model, not a curated record